CUGCUGUUAGGUGUUGCUCGACAUGUAUUGAACGCAGCCGCAGUUGUCUGGUUCCUGUCUCAGUCGCUUGCUGACUGCUGGUUAGCAAAACAACUUUGAAACAAAGUUAUUCCAUACUGUGAGACUUAUCGUUACACACCAGAGAAAACCUGACAUUAACAGGGAGCGGACAAAAUGCCUGCGGUCUCUAAAGGGGAUGGGAUGCGUGGCCUGGCCGUGUUCAUCUCUGACAUCAGGAACUGUAAAAGUAAAGAAGCAGAGAUUAAGAGGAUAAACAAAGAGCUGGCCAAUAUCCGUUCCAAAUUUAAAGGAGACAAGGCUCUAGACGGCUACAGUAAGAAAAAGUAUGUCUGCAAGCUGCUCUUCAUCUUUCUUUUGGGCCAUGAUAUCGACUUUGGACACAUGGAGGCUGUCAACCUCCUCAGCUCCAACAAAUACACAGAGAAACAAAUUGGUUACCUCUUCAUCUCAGUGCUGGUGAACUCCAACAGCGACCUGAUCCGUCUAAUCAACAACGGCAUUAAGAAUGACCUGAGCAGCCGCAACCCGACCUUCAUGAACCUGGCACUGCACUGCAUUGCCAACGUGGGCAGCAGAGAAAUGGCUGAGGCUUUCGCUUCAGAUAUUCCCCGCAUCUUGGUGGCAGGGGACACCAUGGACAGUGUGAAGCAGAGUGCAGCACUAUGUCUGCUACGACUCAACAGGACGUCUCCUGACCUGGUACCCAUGGGUGAAUGGACAGCCCGAGUGGUCCAUCUGCUCAAUGAUCAGCACCUGGGAGUGGUAACAGCAGCCACCAGCCUUAUCACUACUCUGGCUCAGAAGAGUCCUGAUGACUUCAAGACAUCCAUCUCACUGGCUAUAGCCAGGCUGAGCAGGAUUGUGACUUCAGCAUCCAUCGACCUCCAGGACUAUACAUACUACUUUGUUGCUGCACCCUGGCUGUCUGUUAAAUUACUGCGUCUGCUACAGUGCUACCCUCCACCUGAGGAUGCAGCGCUGCGAAGUCGUCUGACAGAAUGUCUGGAGACCAUCCUAAAUAAAGCCCAGGAGCCGCCCAAGUCCAAGAAGGUCCAGCACUCCAACGCAAAGAAUGCUGUUCUGUUUGAAGCCAUCUCACUCAUCAUCCACCAUGACAGUGAGCCCACCCUGUUGGUUCGAGCCUGCAACCAGCUAGGUCAGUUUCUGCAGCACAGGGAAACCAACCUGCGUUAUUUGGCUUUGGAGAGCAUGUGCACACUGGCCAGCUCUGAGUUUUCUCACGAGGCAGUAAAGACGCAUAUAGAAACUGUGAUCAACGCUCUUAAGACUGAGCGAGAUGUGAGCGUGCGCCAGCGGGCUGUGGAUCUGCUCUAUGCCAUGUGUGACCGCAGCAACGCCAAGCAGAUCGUGGCAGAGAUGCUGAGCUACCUAGAGACGGCUGAUUACUCCAUCAGAGAGGAGAUAGUGCUCAAGGUGGCCAUCCUGGCAGAGAAGUACGCUGUCGACUACACCUGGUACGUGGACACCAUCCUCAACCUCAUCCGCAUCGCCGGGGACUAUGUCAGUGAGGAGGUGUGGUAUCGUGUCAUCCAGAUCGUCAUAAACCGAGAUGAUGUCCAAGGCUACGCUGCCAAAACUGUUUUUGAGGCACUACAGGCUCCCGCCUGCCAUGAGAACCUUGUUAAAGUCGGAGGUUACAUCCUGGGAGAAUUUGGUAACCUGAUUGCUGGUGACUCGCGCUCCAGCCCUCUGGUCCAGUUCAACCUUCUCCACUCCAAGUUCCACCUGUGCUCCGUGCCGACGCGGGCGCUGCUGCUGUCGGCCUACAUCAAGUUCAUUAACUUGUUUCCAGAAGUGAAGGCCACCAUCCAGGACGUCCUGCGCUCAGACAGCCAGCUCCGCAACGCUGAUGUGGAGCUUCAGCAGAGAGCCGUGGAGUACCUGAGGCUCAGCUGCAUCGCCAGCACAGAUAUAUUGGCCACAGUCUUAGAAGAGAUGCCUCCGUUCCCAGAGAGAGAGUCUUCAAUCCUGGCCAAGCUGAAGAGGAAGAAGGGUCCAGGCCACCUGCCGGACAUCGAUGACGCCCGGCGGAACGUCAACGGCAGCACGGAGCACAGCGAGAGCAGCGAGGCCACGAGCAAGAGUUCCACCCACCCCUUCACAGACCUGCUGAAUCUGAACUCCACCCCCUCAGCAGGAGGCAGCCUGCUGAUUGAUGUCUUUUCUGACAACUCAACUCCUGCCUCCAUGGAUGUGUCUGAGGAAAAUUUCUCCAGAUUCGUUUGCAAGAACAACGGCGUUCUCUAUGAGAACCAGCUUUUGCAAAUUGGACUUAAGUCUGAGUACAGGCAGAACCUGGGUCGUAUGUAUGUGUUCUUUGGCAACAAGACAUCUACCCAGUUCCUCAGCUUCUCCUCAGCGGUGGUCAGUCAGGACACGCUCAACACUCAGCUGAACGUCCACGCUAAGACAGUAGACCCCAUAAUAGAAGGUGGCGCUCAGGUACAGCAGAUCCUCAACAUCGAGUGUGUGUCCGAUUUCACCGACGCGCCAGUGCUCAACAUUCAGUUCAGAUAUGGUGGAGCCCUUCAGAACAUUGCAGUGAAGCUCCCUGUGAUGCUUAACAAGUUUUUUCAGCCCACAGAGAUGACAUCCCAAGACUUCUUCCAGCGCUGGAAACAGCUCGGCGCUCCUCAGCAGGAGGUUCAGAAAAUCUUCAAAGCCAAACACUCGAUGGACACUGAUGUUACCAAGGCCAAGAUCUUAGGCUUUGGUGUAGCUCUGCUGGAUGGGGUGGAUCCCAAUCCUGCAAACUUUGUUGGAGCAGGAGUCAUCCACACUAAGAGCACUCAGGUGGGCUGCCUCCUCAGACUGGAGCCCAAUGAACAAGCAGAGGUAAAGAUGUACCGUCUCACCCUCCGGACCAGCAGGGACUCUGUGUCUCAGAGACUGUGUGAUCUCCUCUCUGAUCAGUUCUAGACUCGACACAGCACCAGCGUUACCACACAUUUACUCUCCUAGUCUCACCUUAGAUUGGAAUUGAUGUAUUGUACAGUGUAAAUUCUUUUUUUAUUUGACUUACUCUACAUGUAAAUGAAAAGAAAUGUAUUUUUGGCACACAGCUUUACUAAUAUGUCACUGCUUUAAACCUGCCUGUACUGUAUGUGUGUGUACUCACACUGUGAGCACCUUAGCCGACAUGUUGCGGGUGGUGCAGGAGGCUCUGAAUGCUUCUCUGUAGUGUUCUGCAGCUCCAAAGUUUUGAAAUUGUGUGUUUUUUGCUGCUUGAGUACUGCCUUUCUUCUCAUUGAAACAUUUUGAGGAGUGUUUAGCAUUAAUUAGAUUACCAAGCGUACCAAUGAAUUCAAUAAUCGACUGUUCUGAUAGCGUUUCUAUGAGACAUUUUAUUCUUGUAGUGUUUCAAACGAGUGUUGCACAGCACUGGGAAGCUUUCCUCAACUUCUAGCCCAUUUUGCACUUGUUAGAGAAAAAAAGAUCACAUCAGAUAGAUUUAGACAAGAGAAUUUUGACUUGAAUCUCAGAAUUCUUACUUGCUUCACAAAUUUGACACAUCUGUCGUCUCAGGAGCAAAGGCAAAGCUAUGCAUUGUGGGGUUUUUUUUUUUAGCUAAAGGUAGACUUUGAAUGCUAUAUUUUUUCUGUUCCAUUGUGGGAAUUUUUAAGCUUUGCAGAAAUUUUACACGUUUAGUUUAAACAUUCAAAUAAAAUGGCAAAAUCUUACUUUAGUACACUAGGUAGCAAAUGGGUAGCGAUUUCUGAUAGUGAUGGAAUUCAGUGUCAGCUUUUUUUCCCCCUCAUAAUAUCUACAAAACUCUGGCCCUGAUCUCCUUCCACACAGUUGUGCCUUUUGAGCUUUUACUACACUGUUAAAUAGACACGCGUAAUAUUCUUAAAAUCUUAAGCACUACAACACUGUCUCACUACUUUUGCCUAAAUGCAUUUAUUCACAGAGCACUUUCCAAACUGGUAAUAUUUCUAUAUUUCAAUACCGCUCGGUGUAUUUUCUGUUUUAUAAAUUGUACUUUUGUCAUAUACCUUGA
Thunnus maccoyii (southern bluefin tuna) is the source of this 4042-nucleotide messenger RNA. Its product is annotated as AP-2 complex subunit alpha-2. Bases 175 to 2961 code for a protein of 928 amino acids. Gene Ontology annotation, biological process: clathrin-dependent endocytosis; intracellular protein transport. Gene Ontology annotation, molecular function: clathrin-cargo adaptor activity. The record is from RefSeq and is a predicted model, not a curated record. Gene Ontology annotation, cellular component: Golgi apparatus; AP-2 adaptor complex; AP-1 adaptor complex. Lineage: Eukaryota; Metazoa; Chordata; Actinopteri; Scombriformes; Scombridae. The transcript has 22 exons.